AUGGCCUGCUAUGGCAGGAUACAGUCUUCUGUUGUUCUUGUGUUUGUGUCAAUCAUGGCCGACAGUCAAUUGCCAACAUACUUGGCAAGNCCUGCUAUGGCAGGAUACAGUCUUCUGUUGUUCUUGUGUUUGUGUCAAUCAUGGCCGACGGCCAAUUGCCAACAUACUUGGCAAGAAGCCUUUAAAGCACUAGGAAUCAGUAACAAUUCAGAUGGCACAUUGAACAGACAAAUCCAAAUUCCUAUGGUGAAUGCAACACCAUCUGUUGAUCCAACACAGCCUGCUCCCGUCGCCCUCUCCUCGGACGUACGAAUCAGUCCGCUAAGCAAAGCUUUCGUCCGCCUCUAUCGGCCUGUGAAUCCCCCGGCUAACACCAAGUUGCCACUCAUCAUCUACUUGCACGGAGGCGACUUGGUGCUGUUUAGUGCAUCAACUGUCAUCUUUCAUGACUUCUGCAACAAUAUUGCUGCACAGUUCCCGGCGGUGAUAGUCUCGGUUGAGUACCGGCUGGCCCCCGAAAACCGUCUCCCAGCAGCCUACGAUGAUGCCUUGAAUGCUAUCUUUUGGGUUCAGUCUCAGGCAUUAGGUUACUUUGGCCGCCAUCAAUGGUUUCAGUACGCUGAUUUUUCAAGAGUUUUCUUAUUGGGAAGUAGCGCAGGUGCCAAUAUAGUUUACCAUACAGCCCUUCGUACACUGGAUUUCAAUCUUCAACCAUUAAGAAUUCGGGGAGUUCUACUGAAUCAGGCAUUUUUCGGAGGAAUUCAAAGCACUCCAUCAGAGCUUAGACUCCUUGACGAUCCUUAUGCUCCUUUGUAUGUAUGUGAUGUUUUGUGGCAAUUGGCAUUGCCUACCUAUGCCAAUAAAGAUCAUGAAUUUUGUAAUCCACUGACUGGCGGAUCAUACCUUGGACGGGUCCCACGUUUGCCGAGAUUCUUCGUGAAAGGUGAUGAAGGGGACCCACUGGUGGAUAGAUCAAAACAGUUAGUUCAGUUGUUGCAAGCAUAUCGAGUACCGGUGGUAUAUCAAUUCAACGAAGGAGGCUAUCAUGGUAUAGAACUUUCAAACACCACAGCUGCUCAACAAUUGUAUACUGCCAUGAAGAAUUUUGUCUACUCUAAUGGACUUACUGAAGAUGAAAAUUCUCACGCUUCUAUCUGA
Molecule: messenger RNA, 1158 nt
Organism: Fraxinus pennsylvanica
Lineage: Eukaryota; Viridiplantae; Streptophyta; Magnoliopsida; Lamiales; Oleaceae
Source: the annotation of a GenBank genome assembly